AGCAACGAAGCUGGGGCUGGGACAGUGGAGUUCUUCCCUCCUCGUUUCUGGGGACUGGACCCGCUAUUCUCGGCUAAAUUGAAGCUGAACAUUAGAGAUGUCCUAAACCUCUCGCCGUAUCCAGAGUUCCCUGGUAUAUACUGCAUUGGGAACCAUCCAGUGCUGGGUGUACAUGUGAUGGGAGAUGUUGUCUCUGUGAGGGAAAAGAGUGGCCCCGUCAUAUACGAUGUGGAUGAUGGGUCGGGGGUAGUGAGCUGUGUCCAGUGGAGGAAGACGAGGGAGAGCAGUGAGGGUAUCUACCAGCCCGGGAUCGGUCAGCUGGUGUCAGUGCUGGGUACCGUCGACCAGUUCAGGGACCAGAGACAGCUCAAAGUCACCGCCAUCAUUCCAGAGGAGGAUCCUAAUGCAGAGCCGUGUCACUGGCUGGAGGUGGAGCAUCUCUGGAGAACCGUCUACUCCACAUCAUUCACUCUUCCUCCCGGUGUCACUGAGACUGGGGACCAGAGAGAGGUGGCAGCAAAGCCAGUGAAGGAGUUGGUUGAAGAAGUACUGCUGGGUCACCUGAGCUCACGGAACUCCAUAUUUACCCUAUCCACAUUGACUGGGAGUGACGAGGUGAUGGGUGCCGUGUGGGAGGGUGUGAGGAGCGAGACUGGUGAGGGAGGGAGGGGAGAGGUGGAGAGAGAGCUGAGAGCUGUGGUGAAGAGUCUUCCUGGCAGAGGCUUGGUUGUCCCUGCAACAGAUUCAGCUACAUUUGAAUUGCUGUGUGAAAAGAAACACUUGUUUCCAGUGAUACUAGACUUUAUAAAGCACAAGCUCCACCAUCCAAGGGCAGCUACUCGUGGAGUCCCUCAAGAGUGGAUCGUGGAGCACGUCCGAGGGACACAGAGAUUGCAGCACGUGCCAGCUGCUGCAGUGAGAGCAGCCAUUGACCAUCUGGAAGAGGCCAGUCACAUCUUCUCUAUCAGCGAGGGUACCUACAAGACAGUCACCUAGCUGAGGCCGAUUAAAGUGUGUGUGUGUGUGUGUGUGUAUAACAUACACUGUUGACAGCUACUGUAGUCAGCUUAUCUCAUUUGAUGGACAGAUCAUGCAUGCCAGGUAUGUAGGUGCAAUUAUUGAUGCAUUCAGGAGCGUUUCACACAAAUAUCAUCAUCAUACUGUUGAUGUCAAAUGUCAUCAGAGAGAGUUCUGCUACACCAUCUUAUGAAAGGAACACCUAGUCAAGUUGCUGUUGGUGUUGAAGAAGUGUUUGUGACUGAGUGUGUGUUUGUUGUGGUGGUGCUGGUUAUCUGUAGAGGAUGUCGUAGUGACCAGGUCUGUACAGUAUGUGAAUGACUGGCUGUGAGCCUUCUUCGGGAAAGUCGUGGUGGUUGACCACACCCCCUUCCCCUCUGUCCAUGUACUCCACUCGUACCGGGACACCCAGAGCUGCCGUCAGGGCCGUAAUGUGCAUGUGGUCACACUCGUGGUACAUUGGCUCCACCUCCUAGAGUUAAAAUUAAACAAAACGGUGCAGG
Geodia barretti is the source of this 1520-nucleotide messenger RNA. The record is from the annotation of a GenBank genome assembly. Lineage: Eukaryota; Metazoa; Porifera; Demospongiae; Tetractinellida; Geodiidae.